Molecule: messenger RNA, 3072 nt
Organism: Dracunculus medinensis (Guinea worm)
Lineage: Eukaryota; Metazoa; Nematoda; Chromadorea; Rhabditida; Dracunculidae
Source: the annotation of a GenBank genome assembly
AUGUUAGCAUCACGAAGAGGUCCAGUUAGUGAAGAGCAAGAAAAUGCAAAUUCAUCUAUUCCCGGAUGGCAAAGGGCGAGUAGCGUACCGGCGCAUAAGAGGCCCGUUGUCGUUUCAACAAGAAAUGCUGGUACAGCAGGCUCAGUCAACGAUGAAGCUUUUCAGAAGGCGUUCUUAGAAGUACCUAAAUGUGAUAUUUAUUCUGCCAAGCAACUCAGAGAAAAAUUCGAUGAAAUGUGUAGAAUACUUGAAAAUACUGAUAUCGACUGGAGCAAGCGAAUGAAUGCACUAAAAACACUUCGUGCUAUAAUCAUUGGAGGUGGUCUCGAUUAUUCAGAUUUUACAGAAGAAUUACGUGAUUUGGAGGUAGCUUUAUCAAAUUCCAUCAAAGAUUUGCGAUCUCAGGUCUGUCGAGAGGGAUGCGUCACUGUCGCUUUUUAUUGCGAAAGACUCGAAACGAGGAUGGUGAAUCUAGUCGACAGUUUGAUGCCAACUUUAAUUGGACUUUUGCAGAAUAGCGCAAAAGUUAUGGCUACGAGUGGGCAAGUUGCACUUAAAUAUAUAGUACGAUAUGUUCGUAGCCAAAAACUUCUGCCACAUCUUCAUACAGCGAUGUCAUCAAAAUCAAAGGAUAUACGACGGUUUGUGGCUGUACUAAUAAUGAUGGCAUUAAGUACUUGGGACAACCGUUUAAUCGAAAAGAAUAUGGCAAUUUUCAUUGAUUGUAUAAAAAUGAGUGUGAACGAUCCAGAUUCAGAAACGCGUACCAUUGGCCGUGAUAUGUUUAUGCAGCUUGAUCCAGAUUAUAAGCAACAACUUUAUAAGACUUUAGAUCCUUCAAAGCAACGUGCGCUAUCUGGUUACCUGUCGCAAUCUUCGUCAUCACAGUCAAUUAUUUCCGAGAGAGAUUCUUUGCCCGUAUCUCAUAGGAGUGCCGCUUAUGCUUUACAUAAAACCAGCCCAUCUUAUUACACUGGACGAUCUACAUCAGAUAUUGAUCCUGGUGCAGCACGAAGAGCAACAAGCCGCAGCCGUGUACCACCAAAAUGGGGAGUUCCACCUUUGCAACAAGUUAAUGGUAGUAAUUCUGCUGCACCAGUGCGAAUCCCAACUAGCCAGCGUCUUGCUUCUGAUUCGCGGAUUAUACCAACUUUACGUCGUGGCAUAACUACAGCUCCGCCGGUCAAUGUAACAUCUACUAACAAUUUUGCAAGAUCGCAGCCUGAUUCAAUUUUAGCUGGAAGUCGUAGUACUUCUCCUUCUCCAAAAGUUCCAUCUUCACGACUGCCACCUCGGACAAUCGGAUCAUCUAAUCGAUUGCGUCAUCAGACGGAAGAUUUAGAUGAUCGUGCUUCAGUGAGCACAACCUUGAAUUUUCAUUUAUUUAUUGAAAUUAUGAAAAAUUUUAAUUUUCGGUUUGAAACUGUUGAACUAACAACAGCAUUAUCCUGUUGCUCUUCUUCAUCGAUUUCGGAGAAAAAAGACGGUCUUAAAGCACUUAGUGCGAUACUCUUAAGUGAAAAACAAAUCAGUUCACCUGAUUUGAAAAAAAUCGCUGAUCGGUUGAAUGUGCUUAUUGGGGAAAGUUCACAUAAGCUGUUACAACCAUUGACUGAUGUUGUUAUCACAUUUGUGAGAUUAUAUCAUCAUGAUUUGGGUGAUUGGUUGAAUCAGCUAAUACCAAAAUUGGUGACAAAAUAUUCGAAUGAUGUAUUAUUGAGCAAUCAAGAGAAAUUCUCGAUGAUGCUAGAUGCUGUGCGGCAAAAUUUCAAUCCGGAAAAGCAGUUAAAUGCUGUUUGUAAAUUUAUACAGGAUCCAAUACGAAACAAUGUUACUUUCAAGGUAAAAUAUGGUUUGUUGGAUUAUUUGCAUAAAUUAAUGCAAAGUAUGGAAGUAUGGAAAUCGAUGAAUCAAAGUGAAGUUCGUCAAGCCAUCAAUAAAAUAUUUCAAUGGGCUAAUGAUCCAAAAAACUCUGGAUUAAUGACUUUGAGUGAAAAAAUUAUUAGUGACAUGUUUCAUCUGAAUGCCAGUGAUUUUACAUCAAUGAUCGCAACAUAUCCGAAUGAUUUGAAAGAUCGACUGCAAGCAAUUGUCCGAAAAAAUAACCUUCCAUCAUGCAAUAUGAAUGGCAGCUUCAACAUAUCAAAUGAUACUCGCGCUGACAUUUUAGAAACAACUGCUCAGAUAAAUGAAUUUGUGGAUCAAAGAAAUGUAUUGCCUUCAUGUGUUUUACGAUCUCAUUACCAGCAAAGUACACCGCGACGUGAUAGUACUGAAAGUGGUGGAAUGCAGCGCGCAAAUCGUGAGGAUGCAAAUGGCAAUUUAUCUGGCUAUAUCUUGGAUGCGCAAGGUUUUGCUGCUGAUUUAGCGCAGCAAGAAGAACUUAUCACCAAGAUUGGAGAAGAAUUAUCCUUGCAUAAUAAGAGAAAUUCUGAACGUAUGAGAGCAAUGGCAGUGCUAUCACAAAUCACGAGAGAUAAUUUGUUUUCUUUAUGGGACAAGCAUUUCAAAAUGAUCUUUCUUUUGCUUAUUGAGACACUCAAAGAUAAUGAUCCGGAUAUUCGAAGAAUGGCCUUGAAGCUCUUAAAAGAAAUAUGGUGUUAUUCUCAAGCACCAAGAUUCAAUCACUUCGCCGAAAUGGCACUAAUACGGGUUCUUGAUGCGUGUACAGAUGAAGCAAAAUUUGUUGUAUCAGCAGCAGAAGACUGUGGUAAUGUUUUGGCGACUCAUGUCUCUUCUGCAACAUGCCGUCGGGUUUUACUUGCAGUUAUUAAAUCAGAUGUUGGUGAGGCAAAAAUUCUUGUGGCUAUAAAAAUGUUGACAAAAGUUAUCGAAUCAUUAAGCGUUGAAGAAUUGCAGUCCGUUCUCAAUGAAAUUGCUCCACCAAUCGUUGAUACAUAUAACUACGAGAAUAGCUCAAUUAGGAAGGAAAGUGUUAUUUGCCUGGUAGCGAUGAUAUUGAUCGUUGGUGAAGAAUCAAUGGCUCCUUAUUUAGCGAAAUUAAAUAAAGGAAAGCAAAAACUUAUCGAUGUCUAUGUUCAACGUAUGAAAAAACCAACAUCAUCGUUAUAA